AUGGUUCAAAAUCAAGAAGCAUCUAGAUUGCAAUCUAUUAAACAAUUUUUCAGAGAUGCAACAUUAGAAGACUUUGGUAAAGGCAUUGUCUAUGGAGUCUAUUAUUCGAAGAGUCAUUUAGUAGACUCGUUCAUUAUAGUUCCCUUUGGAAUUUUGGUGUUAUUUACAAUAUUAUAUGGUUUUAAUCAAUUAUUAAGUAAUGUUUUGAAGAUCAGGUUUCCAAGUUCGGUGUUGGGCAUGUUGAUUAAUUUGAUAUUAUUGAGUGUCUUAAGUGUGUUGGCUGAACUACAAAGCUCUGACAAGACUUCAAUGAAAUAUAAAAUUAGCAAAUGGAGUUCAUUUAUAUUCACUAAUUAUUUGAGGCUAAUUAAACCUUCGAUGAAUUUUACUUUGAAAUGGAUAAAUGUAUUUUUUAUUCCAUCUUUUAUUAUAUUGCCAUUAUCAGAUCCAAUUUCGUUCAUAGAAUGCUUGAAAAUUGCUGGUGUUUUUGUUGUCGGAUUUCUUAGUCUUUUCUGUGUUGAUGUUUAUUUAAUUUUAGGCUUGAAAUGGAUUUACAAAAGUUUUGGUUUCAUGAAAGGUGAUGAUAAUUUAAGCCAUGACAACAAGCAAAGUACUCCUGAAGAAGAAGAGGGCGAAGGUAUUGAAGAAAUUGAAUUACAAAGCUUAGGCAGUGGUGGUGAUGGUGCUAUAACUACAAUGAGAGAUGAUAUCACUACGAUCGAUUUAUCGAGUUUAAGGGCAACGAAAAAUGAACCACCAGUAAAUAAUGGCAUCGAUGAAAAUCCUUUUACUCAUGAAGUCUCUAUGAGCUCAGUAGAUAUUCCAAAUGUUCCUGAGCCUGGUCCAAUUUAUUUACGAGAUUCGCAAGCUCCCCCUAGUGUAAAACUGACACCAGUUAGUACAAUUGCUAGAACUAAUUCUCCCUCAGUUGCUUCGACAUCUCCAUCUGUAUCAAUAUUCGAAAACAAGGACUUUAGCGAUUCCUGUCAGAGUAUUAUAAUAUUCAUCACAAAUUAUAUUGACUGGAUAUUAUAUUUUAUCCUAUUCAUUGUAUCAUUACCAUUUUAUUACAUUAAGUCAAUCCAUGUAUUUUUGCCAUAUCAUUUGGGUUUGACAAUAAUAUCAUAUUAUAUAGCAUUAUUAAUUCCCUUGAGGUGGCCAAAAUUGAAAAAAAUUGCACAUCCAAUUCUAAUACUGACGGCUGAAAUCCUUUUUGUAUGCUUUAUUGGUUCUUUAAUAUAUCACAGAGGUGAAUUGAAGGGGUUUUUGGAUGAUUUGAAGUUCUACAAAACAGGAAAGACGUACCUCAACUUGUUCAACGAAAAGAUCUUAUUAAAUAGUGGAAAGAUUGAUCAUAAAUUGGACUCGGACUUCACUGCAACCCCAAAAUGGCCUGGAUGUGGAGAUGUUUUGUCUUCAUUGAUGGACGUCUCUAUUGUCUCUCUUUCUUUGCCAAUGUUUACUCACAGAAAGGACUUCGUGAAGAACUUUUGGGUCCUAGUCCCUCCAAUUGUAAUAUCUAUAGCAUUAACAUUUUUCUGCUACCCAGUAAUCUGUUACAACAUAGGUAUUGCAUCACAAAGAUCAAUAGGAUUUAUUGGAAGAUCUGUUACACUAGCAUUAGGAACACCAUUGAUCGAUGCGCUAGAUGGCUCAGUAUCGCUAAUGGCUGUUUGUACUAUAUUGAGUGGUAUUUGUGGAGUAUUAGUAGGGGACACUUUGUUCAAUUUAUUAAGAGUCUCUAAGAAUGAUUAUGUUACAAGAGGUGUUAGUUUAGGUAUUAAUUGUGGUGCCAUUGCAACAGCUCACUUAUUAAAUGUUGAUCCUAGAGCUGCUCUGAUGAGUUCUUUAGGAUUUAGUAUAUUUGGUACAAUCAUGGUCAUUAUGGCAAGUAUUGGUGCAGUUAAAGAUCUUAUUAAAUCGUGGGUUGGGUUAUAA
Debaryomyces fabryi is the source of this 1938-nucleotide messenger RNA. RefSeq lists its product as uncharacterized. The transcript has a single exon. Bases 1 to 1938 code for a protein of 645 amino acids. NCBI's taxonomy places the organism in Eukaryota, Fungi, Ascomycota, Pichiomycetes, Serinales, Debaryomycetaceae. The record is from RefSeq and is a predicted model, not a curated record.